AGCGUGCUCGGUUGUGUGUCAAAACAACUUCAGCUGUAUGGAGUGUUGAAGGCCUCGAUGAGCUGCUUUCACAUCUCCACAAUCACAAUCUUUCUCUUAGAGCACUGAGGAGUACAAGAUACUGUCGUCCCUUUGAGACAGAAGCAAGCAAACUGGCCAAAACUUUAGUGAUAGUGAGUGACUUAUUGGAGGUAUGGCAAGACACUCAGAGAGAGGUGUCUCUUCUCUUGUCCCAUGCUGUUAGUGCCAUAUUGGAUGGUACCCCAGAUUUCAGAGCAAGACAUCGGCAGCUGUUGGAAAGAACAGAGAGGCGAGCAUUUGUCUUGGAGCUGGCUGGGAACAAAGGUUACAUUGAAGAAGUUCUUGCAUUAAAACUUUACGCUCAGUCACUAGUUGUUAAGGUAUCACCAUCUUUAGCUCGCCCACGCCGCCAGUGCCCGCGCCUUCAUCUUCUGACAGACCGUGAACUGACAUCUCUUCUAGCAGACCCCUCUCCUGAGGUUUUAAACUCUGUUAUUCACAAGAUUUUCAACAAUAUAUCAUCAGUAAAAUCAUCCAAUGAGGGAGUCACUGGUCUCGUGAGUAUAGAGGGAGAGCAGCUGCACCUUUCUACUCCUGUCAGUCUAGGAAAAAACAGCAUGGGUCUUGGUGUUAGUGAUGGCGUUGGGCUGGCCAUGCAGCAGCUUCUAGGUGCAACACACUCGGCCAUGAAGACAGCUGUGGAGAAGGCGAUUGAAGAGUUAGGAAGUGAGGAAAAAAUUCGACGGUCGCUACUGCAGGAUGUUCCAGUUGCAGCAGUGACUGUGGCAUGGCGAGUGUGGUGGGCAGCUGGUAUUGAUCUUGCUUUCCACACUUGUCCAAAAGGAGCUCGACAGGUCUUACGACAAAAGCUAUUUAGUGUGAAUGAGGACAUUGCCUUUCUGCUGACAGUCAUGGGCCGUGGACAACAGCAAAAGGCAGAAGAAGUUAAUGGGGAAUAUCAAGAGGAGCCAAUUUUACCUCUGAGUUCAGUGCGAACAGCUUCAGGUCCUUCCUGUCGUACCACAAGACGUACCUCAGUGACACCAGUUCCUACUGCACGCUGCCUUCCUCUUCUUAUGGCAACUAUUCAUGCUAGGGAUGUUAUUUCCAGACUCAUCAGGCACAAUGCUAAUUGUGUAGAAAACUUUACUUGGAUUUCACUGCUUAGAUACUCCUGGCAGUCCCAGACCUCCAAACUGGAACUUCAUGCUGCUCACAGAGUUAUUGACUAUGAUUAUGAAUACAGUGGUUGUGGCCGGUCGGACUUUGUAAUAACACCCACUACUGAACGUACUAUGCUUGCUCUCCUCACUGCUGUUAUUGCACACACACCACCACUCCUGAUUGGGAAGGGUGGUGUUGGGAGACAGAAUCUGGUAGAAGCUGUAGCACACUUUGCUGGCAGGUUUACCACCACAUUCACCCUCUCUGCCCUCACCCCAUCCUCCACUCUAACUUCACUGCUGGCAGGCUCAUUGAUUGGGGGGUCUUGGUUGUUCCUCCGUGACUGUACACGAGCCACUCCUAUGAUUUUGGCCACUCUUGCUGCUACUCUUCUUAAUAUUCACCAUGCCCACACAUUCACAAGUUCGUCUCCUGUCAUACAGAUAGCUGGACAAGAAGUAAACCUUCAUGCUGGUGCUGCUGUCCUCCUCUCUGUUACAACACCACAACCCACACUCAGGAUACCACAAGGUUUUGGCUCCACAAGAUCUCUUCCUUAUUCCUUAGAGGCACUGAGUCGUCCUGUCUGGAUAUUGACUCCACCUGCUCACACCCUUGUGUUUUCCUGGCUUCAUGCCAAUGCUGUUCCCAAAGCACAGGAAAUAAGUGAAGCCAUCGGUGAAGUUGUACGUCAAGUGUUGGGAUCAAUGUGUGAUGAAACAAAUCAUGGGCUGCGACUUCAAGUGAAACUUGUGCAAGAAGUUAUUAAUGUUCUGGCAACAGCCCAGUACACGUGUACAGCAAUGGAAGCUGCUGUGUUGGCAUUCAAGAGUGUGAUAGCAAAGCGUCUAGCUCGAGACUCUAUGCCUGCAGUGUCCAGUGUGCUAAAACUCCUACACCCACCUGGAACUCUGUCUCCUCCAAUACCUGACCAGCAUGAAGAAAGUGCCAGAAGCCUGAUUUCAGAAACAAUACUGCAGAAAAUGGGAUUGAAAAUACAUCUACAACAGAUUAAAACAGUAGAAGUUUUAGCCAAGGAACUCGGAGAAUGGAGCUGCGUUGUAGUAGUUGGGCCACCACGCUCAGGAAAGACCUCCAUCAUCAAUGCUGCUAUAAAGUUGUAUCAGGUUGAAUAUGACCCUUCUACAAGUAGCAACACUUGCCAGAACAUGCCAUCAGCUGCCAACAAGUCCACAAGAAGUCAAGGACUGGAGCAGAGCUUAUCUCAUCGUUCACAGAUAAGCAGUCUUGAUAGAGACACCAUUUCAUUUGAUGAAACAGAUGGAAUUGACAUUGACAUUCUCAAAUCCAACAAGCAAAUCAUUGACCAACAUCUUUAUGCAUUAAGACCUCAUAGCUACAGCCAGACCAGACUGUUGGGCAGUGCCACUCAAGAAGGUCUUUUGCCUCGCCUGAUAUGUCAGAUGGCCAAUGGACCCACACACAGUUUUGUGGUUAUUGAAGGAAAGGGUGCCAGUGAGUGUUUGCUUCGUCUCCAAGACAUACCAGGCACUUUACUGCUAGAUUCACUUCAUGCAUUACCAGCCAAUACAAACCUCACCUUUAUAGUAGAGGCACGCAGUCUUGAAGAGGUACCACAGUGGGUGUUGGUUCGGUCUGGCAUUGUUCAGAUUGAUCCAUGCAGUUUAUCUCUUGCAACACUUAUGCCAAAGCCAGAAUUUAUCCCACCAACACCAACUACUGACCGUCACAGUAUUAGCAGCGCUACACCAAGGAGUGCAAGCAAACCCAACACCCCUGUAUCAGGACGUGAGGAAGAACUAUCACCUGCAGAGAUUAUGCAUUACCUUCUUUAUCGACUUCUUCACCCAGUCUUGCAGCUUAUUAGUGACAGCUCCUGUGGUUUGCAUAAAUUUGCAGUGGUGGAUAUUAUGGAACAGGUACAGAACUUAAGCAUGAGCGAUGGUGACGAUGUUGAUGUUCAUCAUGUAACAGAGAAGGUUCAAGCAGUGGUACAGAUCAGUAGGUCAAUAGUUGACCCAACAAUGUUACCUGAACUUCAACAGACACUUACCACUGCCAUUGAUAAGAUGGUUACUGAAAGAGUUUUGAAUACUCAUAUUACAAAGGUGUUGCAGAACUUGUCCUCUGGUAGUGUACCAGUAUAUGAUCAAUGGUGGGAUGCUGAUUCAUCAUCAUGGCGCCCUUGGCAAUGUGCACUAACCACCAGUGAUGAGGACAACACCGCCAAAAGUGCAGAGGGAUCUCAUAUUACUCCAUCAAUAGACACACACAGGCUGACUUGGCUAUUGAAAAAGUUGGUGAAAGUCGAUCAACCGCUUGUGGUAGUAGGGCCCCCUGCAUGUGGCAAAUCAACAGCUGUUCUAAAGGCAUUACAGUCUCUACCAGAUUGGGCAACUGUUAAGGUGAAUGUUACUGCAGCUACAACAGCAACAGAUAUAGAAGAUGUGGUACUGAAUCACCUUUCAAGGGCAGCCUUUGAUACUCUUACCCCAUCUGGAUCUGUACCAGUAGUUAUCUGCUUUGAUGACAUUGGCAGUUUAUCAGUGGGUUCUUCAGCGUGGAGUUUUAUUGAAGGUCUGGCUCAUCACAAGGGAAUGUAUGACACUAGUGAAUGCAUACGAUGGAUGAACCUUAGUCAUACCUAUAUAUUAUGUGUGUGCACUCAGCAGGACAGUAAAAGAGCAACAGUGCAAGAUUUCUACAGUUUCAGCGGAUGGACUGUUUACAGUAUGGGCAUAGAUGAGAAUGCUUGUACAAAUUGUGUAUCGUCUGCUCUAAUGCCGAUUGCACCCUUACAAAGCCAAAUGUGCAAUACAUUAAUGAACAUUACAGUUUCUCUUGCUGAGAAAUUGGUUUCCCUGUUAAGAUGUCAUGACGAGCCAUUUGCACCAGCCAGUAAGGUCAUAAUUAUAUGGCACAUAGCUGCUGUUGUAAGAGCAGCCUUCAUCUCAUCAUCACUAUUUUCCUUAGCAUCCUCAUCCUCUGGAUUAUACAUUCUCAAUGUCUGGCUUCAUGCUGUCACAUCAGAAGUCCUCUUCUCAGUCUACUCCAACAAGGUACAAGAGCUUGUUUGGCAUGAAAUUCAAAGAUGUGUCAUUGAAGGUGGCAUUGGAAUAGUAGAUGACUUACCCAAGACACCACGAGUCCCAGUCUGGCUGCCAAACCUUGGUACAAACAUUGCUUUAAGUGAUGAUAUUGGACCCAAGUAUCUGGCCGAAGAAACAGCGUCAACGGAGAUUACAAAGGUUUUGAUUUCCCAGGGUGUGGAUGAGCUGAUGUGUAGUCACAGGGGUAUUACUAUGGGGGUGGCUCUGGUAGUGGAUGCAGUAUACACACUCAUUCGCACCCACAAGACUCCAUUUCUACUUCUCUUGGGACCAUCAUCUACUGAUAAGGAUGUUAUUAUAUCUAUGGCAGCCACAUAUCUGGGUGUAAAGAAAGUUACCAGUGACACUGAAGGAGAAAUGCUAGAUUUGUUGGGGGUAAUUGGUGAUAAAAGCGGAGAUGAUGGAUCAUUAUCUUCACAAACUAUCAUGACACAUGUACCUGCCACACUUCUCCAGUUUCCAGAUGUGCUAAGAGUUGUGUUAGAUAUGGCAUCAGUGGAAGAUGUUGCUUAUAAGAGGUUAUGUGUGGUAACAGGAUCUAAGGAGGAAGUGUGGCCUCUGUGCCAGGAGCUAAAACCAGCAGCCCGACAUGGACAAGUUAUAUGUCUGCCUAUAUUUAAAACCCUUCAGCAUGAAGUCUUCGUACAGUCACUCCUCAAGAAGAAUAAGUUUUUACAAAAUGAGGCCUGUGGUACCCUGACUGAGAUUGCAGAUUUCAUCACUUACGUUCAUGAGUCGUACUGUGCAGAUGAAGCAUUAACUAAUGCAAACGUUGCUGUGAAUCAACUUACAUACUCAUCAUUGAAGCAGUUACCAGCAGUGACCUCAUUGGCAAAGUUGGUAGCUGCUUUCUCUGAGCUCCUUCAGCAAAGGAAGAAUGAAAUACAGUCCAAACUGAAUGAUCUGAAGACUGCACUGCAUCGAGUGGAAGAGCUAGAGGAUCAUAUUCAAGGGCUGCGUGACUCGCACAGCUCACUGAAGGACACACUCUCCCAGGUUGACAUUACCAAAGAAAAGAUAAAGGAGAACCUGAAAAAGAGAGAAGCUGACAUUUUGACACAUGAAAAUUGUGUCAGUGAGUUACAUAAAGAAAUGGUAGUAGUUGAGAAGUCACAGGAGGAGUUGAGUGGGGAGGUGGCAGAGUAUGUAGAAGAGACCAAGGCACCACUCCUACAGGUGACACACACUGUCACUCAGCUUGAUAUCCAUCGCAUUCGCAAACUUCUGUCCCGGUCCCCCAUAUCAGCCAUCCAGAUAGUGUUUGAAUGUGCUGUAGUAUUACUGGGGUCUUCUGAUACGUCAUGGCGUGCAGUGCGUCAUGCAAUCCAGGAUGAUAAUUUCUGCAGUAAACUGGCGGCUGUGUGUGUUCCAGGCCUCAAGCAAAGCGUUAUUGCUACAUUAACAGAAAAGUUAGAGCAAAUCAAGAUGACAAGUGACCACCUGUCACGUGUCAGUGAUAUUGGUGGACUUUUGUUACAUUUCCUGCGCACUGUUAUCUUCUUUUGGCAUCGCCAUCAUGAAGACGUACAGCCCCGUCUGGCACGAGUCCAAGUACUGACUGAUCAGAAAAAACAGCUUCAAGUUGAAAUGGCAACGAGAGAGAGGAUGGUGAGAAUGGCCAGAGAAGAUGUAGCAAAUUUAAAGUCUCAACUGGAAGUGGAAGAAAAACGAAUGUCAUCCCUGAAGAAGAAGAAAAUCACUAUAGAGGAGGAGUUAGAGAGUAUCUUAGAUAUCAUCAAUGAACUAAAUCCUCACUCAGAGAGAUGGCGAACAGAAAUAGAAAGUCAAGAAUUGCUUUCAAAUCAGCUGUUGGGCAAGUGUUUGCUGGCAGCUACAAGUCUGACAUAUCUGACACCCCUCUUACCUGAGUUGCGGGACAAAUUCACUCAAACCUGGAAAAAUGACUUGACCACACGUGGAAUCUUGCAGUCUCCUGAACACCAUAAACAACCUAAUCCAUUCAGACUGGUGUCACAUAUCAAAGACCAACAGUUGGACAUUAAAGAAGCAUUUGAUUAUCACCUCUACCACAAUGCACAGCUGCUGAUACAUGAUCCUCAUUGUCUUGUUGAAGAAUAUGUGAGUGGAGGCAUUUGGAUGAGAGUGAAUAAAGGAUUGUGGCAAGAAGAAUUAAAGGAAUGGAUAAGAAGUCCCCAGCACUGUGUGAUAUACUUACGCACAGAACAUUCUACAGCCAUGGAAAUCAUGCAGUGUUGUAUAAAUAAUGGGAAUAAAAACAAGGUGUUGAUCAUAUUAGAAGACAACUGCAUCUCAGCGCCUUGUCCACUCUGUUCCCGUCAUGUAUUCCUCAACAUAAGUUUCAACCAUAAGGGCAUUGUGCACCAGCUGGUACAAACACUUCUGAAGUGGUAUGAUCCAAGAUUUGAGGAAGAAGUACAGCAGGUGAUGCAGGCAUUGUCAAUGGCAUACACAGAAAAGGAAAAGAGAGAAGCAAAUUUACUACAUGCCUUCAUCCAUGCCAGUAACCUGACAUCUACCACAGAACUAACAGGCUUCAGGGACCACAUAAAUAAUCUGAAAAAUUCCACAGAUACUGCUAAUAAACAUGAAAGUCAUAUGAACGAUUUGACUUCUUUAGUGGCAGAUCGGUACUUGCACCUGGCCCAAUAUGCUGCCUGCCUUCAUCAAAUGACCUUCACAUUAGCUGUACUUAAUCCUAGCUAUGCCUUGUCUCUCAGCCUCAUACAGGACAACCUUGCCCAUAAGCUAACACACUUGAUUCAAGAGACCCCUAAUGGUGACGAAAGGAAAAGUGAAGAACAAGAAGAAGAAAUAACGGAAGUUGUUACAAGUUCAGUUUUUGAACUUAUAAACAUGAGACUUCAGUUGCAACAUAGACUGAUUGUUACUGUCUGCUUUGCUUUAGCCAAACUGAAUAUGAAGUGUGACAGUGAAGACUAUAUAAAGGCAUUUUUAGUCCCCAUGAAUGUUGAACAAAUGUUAUGGAAAGAUGUAAACAGACCUGGAGUCACUAAGAAGCAAGAACACAUAAAUUCCAGUAAGGAGGAAAAAGAUGAAGAAAUUAUAGAGGAAAAAGUUGAGUCUGAGGACUCUAUUUCAGAUUGGAUACCUAAACAGUGUGACUGGAAGAGUGGUCGUGUGCUGACUCAUCUCAGUGAGAACUGCAGUAGCCUAUUUCCUGCACCACCUGAGCAGCUGGAGGAGUCAUUGGCGUCACAGCUGUUGCUGUGGUUAUCCCGGGACUCACACUCAUGGCCUACUGUCUUCUCCCUCACAGAUGUUCUGCAACAAGCAGCACAGCGUGUUCUGCUGUCACGUCAUCUGCGAGAGGACCUGCUGGUGGAGGCCAUGAUAGAGCUGGUAGUGUUAACUAUGGGAAAUGUUGUCUUGAAAUCUGACCCUGGGAUGUUGACACAAGCAAUUCUCUUUCACUCGAGGAAGCACAAAACAAAGAGGAGCGGAAUUAUUGACAUUCUUCAGAUAAAUGUAAGCAGGGGAGCCAACCCGCCUCGUGUGUUGAUGGAAGCAGCAAGAGAUGCUGGUCUUCUGUAUUAUAAACUUACAUUCCUUUCUCUUGCCACUGCCUCUCAACAGGAAAUUCGCCGUCGGGUUGUUAUGGCAGCGAGAAGAAAAACUUGGCUUAUAUUGCUUGACUGUGAGAUAUCACCACAUAAUCUGUCAUACACUCAAGCUGUUCUUCUGUCUCUCCCAUCAACCCUGGGAACACCAACAAUUUUCUGUAUCAUCACAGAUGUAUUUGGGACUGUAAGGAAGUCUCACAAUGCAGUCGUUGCCCAGGUUGAAAGACCUGUCAACUUAGCCGCAUCUCUUGCGUCCUGCUUGUCGAUUGCCUACAACCAUCUGCAAACACACUCCAAAGUAUCAAGUAUGUCAGCGACUCGCACCAAGGCAGCUGUACUAACUACUGCGUAUAUCUUUACUGUGUUGCAUGUGAAGGGGGAACAUGGAAGCCAUUGUUGGAAGAACCGGCCACCAUUGACUGAGACAUUGCUGGUUGAGUCCUUGGAGUUUGCCCGGAAUUAUGCUUGCACAGCAAGCAUGUCCUGGGAUGUACUAGCAAGUAUUCUAGCAAAGCUUGUGUGUGGUAGUGCAGUGGUGUCACAACUUGACCAGCAAGUUAUUAAUAAAGUAUUUGGUGAUCACUUGAAUGAUCAGAUUUUUCGAAUCCCUUCAAGAGCAAAGGAUAAAUUUAUUCAAGACCAUUCAUAUAACCAACUUGAAACAUCACUUGGAGACCAGCUGUCCUCAGAUGCUUCAAAAACAAUCUUCCUCCAUUCUCUAUCCUGUAGUGACCUAACACUCAAUCUCCAGCUCCCACCACAAAAGGCUGUAGAAAGUGCGUGUGAGCAGGUAGAGACAAGGGAAGCAGAACUACUGGGAAUGUAUGAUGGCCAUCAGAGAGCACAGCAAACUCAGCAGAUACUACUUGCUCUGGAGACAUUCACUGAGACACCUUAUGUACUUGUGCCAACAUGGGCAGUACUAGGGAUGAUUGCUGAACUUCAGUUUACUCUGCGUGGACGGGUAACAGAGUUGGCAGCACAGGUGACGAGAGAGUUUGACUUUGAAACACAAGCUUGGCAGCAAGAGGCAGAAUCUUGGGACUCUACACAAAAUAAUGCUCAGUAUCAAUUAAAACUUCUUGAACAGGCAGUUGUGGGUGGAGCAGUCCAACCUGCUCAGGCUCUUUUGAUAUUAAUGGAUCUUGUGCGCAGCUUCAUUCUACACCCUGAUGUUACACUCUCUUCAGUGUCUCAGUAUGAACAGGGCACUAAACAAACUUCUCAAGAAAACGCAAUUAGUGUGAGGCUUGUCCGGGCAGUGAUCCUCGGUGUGAAGCAGCUAGCAGAGGAGUGGAAGGAAAGACAUUCUCACUUGCUGUCUUGGGCAGAAAAUGAGACACCACCUGUAACAGUACGUCUUGGCCUCUUAGUUUCACCUGGUUGGUGGCUUACAAGACUCCGCCAGACUGUGUGUACCCGUGCCCAUUGGCUCCUUCGUGGUUCCCUGGUCUAUGCCACACCUGCUACUGUUAAGCCUAUUGAACGACCUCCCCAGGGAGUGUAUAUUGAUGGUGUGAAACUUGUUGGUGGAUGCUGGAUGGGCAACGAAGUUGUUCCUGUUGACCGUGAUGUGGAAAACUGCCCCAUUAUUCUUUCACUUGCUGUUUCUCAUGCUGUUCCACCUACCCCUGUGGGACAUGAAUGGAUUCCGGUACUGGAGAGAGCUACAGUAGAGACUCCACUCUUUCAUGCCUUACUGCCACUCAAGAAUACCUUUACUUCCUGUGUACCCCUUUAUCUACUCCUUCAUUAAAUAGUUGAUUGUGUUUUAUUUCAAUAUACUAUACAGUAUAAGUUUGUAAGUCCAUCUCAUUUACAAUUUAUUUUAGUGUACAGAAUUUUGUCUUAGCAUAUUAAGUUUAUGUUGUGAAAUAAAAGUUAAGUUCAAAGAAUUUUGUCUUUUUUUAUAUUAUUAAAAGUCAAAAUAAGAGAAGACUUCAGGAAAAAAAAAUUAUUGUUCCCAGUAUUGACAAUCAAGCUUCUAAAAUCCUUUGAGAUUGCUGUAACUUGAUUGAAGGAACUACACUGGACCUAUUAUGCGUUCUGUAGAAGAUAUUGCGCUCUAGUUUUAUAUUAUAUAUUUAUUUCUAAGUCACAUUAGAAUAUUUAAUGAUUUUUCUACAACUUUUAUUGCAUUUAUGCUCCAGAAAUGGUUGUGAAACAUGGCACUGUGUGUGUGUGUGUGUGUGCGGUUUAGUGUUAGCAAAGUUAACUUUUUACUUACCAGAUUAGCGGUUAGCGAAGCUAACUUUUCAUUUAGCUGUGCCCACCACUGGUUCUGAACA
This is a messenger RNA of Homarus americanus (American lobster), 10128 nucleotides long. RefSeq lists its product as uncharacterized. The record is from RefSeq and is a predicted model, not a curated record. Gene Ontology annotation, molecular function: dynein light intermediate chain binding; dynein intermediate chain binding; ATP binding. Gene Ontology annotation, biological process: microtubule-based movement. The transcript is spliced from 58 exons. Lineage: Eukaryota; Metazoa; Arthropoda; Malacostraca; Decapoda; Nephropidae. Bases 639 to 9596 code for a protein of 2985 amino acids. Gene Ontology annotation, cellular component: dynein complex.